AUGAUCUCUAAGAACGCUGGUGGUAUUGGACUUAACAUCCACCGUAUCCGUGCCACUGGCUCUUACAUCGGCGGCACCAACGGCUCUUCCAACGGUAUCGUUCCUAUGCUGCAGGUGUACAACCACACCGCUCGCUACGUGGAUCAGGGUGGUAACAAGCGCCCUGGUGCAUUUGCCAUCUACCUCGAGCCCUGGCACGCCGAUGUGUUCGAGUUCCUUGACCUUCGUAAGAACCACGGUAAGGAGGAAGUCCGUGCCCGUGAUCUCUUCUAUGCUCUGUGGACCCCCGAUCUGUUCAUGAAGCGAGUCGAGGCCAAUGGUGACUGGACUCUUUUCUGCCCUAACGAGGCCCCCGGCCUUGCUGAUGUGUACGGUGACGAGUUCGACGCUCUCUACGAGCGAUAUGAGAAGGAGGGCCGUGGCCGCAGCACCAUCAAGGCUCAAAAGCUCUGGUAUGCCAUUCUCGAGUCCCAGACCGAGACUGGAAACCCUUUCAUGCUGUACAAGGAUGCUUGCAACCGCAAGAGCAACCAGAAGAAUCUGGGAACCAUCCGCAGCUCCAAUCUGUGCACUGAGAUUAUCGAAUACAGUGCCCCUGAUGAGGUUGCUGUCUGCAACUUGGCCUCUCUGGCUCUUCCCACCUAUGUUGACGCUGCCCGUGGCGAGUAUGACUUUGGCAAGCUGCACGAGGUUGUUCAGGUCCUGGUGCGCAACCUGAACAAGAUCAUUGAUAUCAACUACUACCCUGUUCCCGAGGCUAAGAAGAGCAACUUCCGCCACCGCCCCAUCGCCUUGGGUGUGAACGGUCUGGCUGAUGCUUUCCUCGCUCUGCGUCUUCCCUUCGACUCUGCUGAGGCUCGUCAACUGAACACGCAGAUCUUCGAGACCAUCUACCACGGUGCUCUCACUGCCUCCUCCGAUCUGGCGAAGGAGUUCGGUCCUUACGAGACAUACGAAGGAUCUCCCGUUUCGCAGGGUAUCCUGCAGUAUGACAUGUGGGACCGUACCCCUACUGAUCUGUGGGAUUGGUCGUCGCUGAAGGCUAAGAUCGCUGAGACCGGUGUUCGCAACAGUCUCUUGGUCGCUCCUAUGCCUACUGCCAGUACCAGUCAGAUUCUGGGCUUCAACGAGUGCUUCGAGCCAUAUACCUCCAACAUCUACUCUCGUCGUGUGUUGGCUGGUGAGUUUCAGGUUGUCAACCCUUGGCUCUUGAAGGACCUGGUGGACCUGGGUCUCUGGUCCGACAACAUGAAGAACCGCAUUAUCGCCGAGGGUGGAUCUGUGCAGAACAUCCCCAACAUCCCUGCCGAUAUCAAGGCUCUGUAUAAGACUGUCUGGGAGAUCUCCCAGCGUGCUAUCUUGCAGAUGGCUGCCGACCGUGGUGCUUUCAUUGAUCAGUCCCAGUCCCUGAACAUCCACCUCAAGGAGCCCACCAUGGGCAAGAUCACCAGUAUGCACUUUGCUGGCUGGAAGAUGGGUUUGAAGACUGGCAUGUACUACCUGCGUACCAUGGCCGCCUCCGCUCCUAUUCAGUUCACCGUCGACCAGGAGCAGCUGAAGGUCGAGGACACCAACGUCGCUCGUACCAACGGCGCCUUCGCCAAGCGUGCUGGUGGUGGCUCUUCUGCCUAUUCGGCUGUGCCCCGUGCCAAUGGCGCUCCAGUUGCCGCUGCCGCCGUUGAUGGCCCCAUUGAAGAGGCCCCUCGCACUGUCGUUGAGCCUACCCCUGCUGUCCCUGCUCCUGUCCCUGCUGUUGAGACCAACGGCUCCAGUGACGCUCCCGAGGGCGAGAAGUCCGAGGCCGACAUCUAUUCCGACAAGGUUCUACAGUGCAGCAUCGAGAACAAGGAGGCUUGCCUCAUGUGCCAAGGUUGA
Messenger RNA from Penicillium chermesinum, 1875 nucleotides. RefSeq lists its product as uncharacterized. The transcript has a single exon. Gene Ontology annotation, cellular component: ribonucleoside-diphosphate reductase complex. The record is from RefSeq and is a predicted model, not a curated record. Gene Ontology annotation, molecular function: ATP binding; ribonucleoside-diphosphate reductase activity, thioredoxin disulfide as acceptor. Bases 1 to 1875 code for a protein of 624 amino acids. Lineage: Eukaryota; Fungi; Ascomycota; Eurotiomycetes; Eurotiales; Aspergillaceae. Gene Ontology annotation, biological process: deoxyribonucleotide biosynthetic process.